CAUUUGUGUAUUACUUGUCAUUGAAUUAAGUGCUGAUUGUGUGACACAAUUGGUGCCAAACUUACAUCGUUUAGUCCUCACGCCCUCCAGACACUCGUCCUCCGCAGCAAUCGCGCCAUGACUUCGCUGUCCAUCGCAACGGUUCCCACCAAACCAUUCGACGGCCAAAAGCCCGGCACAAGUGGUCUCCGGAAAUCAGUGCAAACUUUUAUGCAAAACAAUUACAGCGAAAAUUUCAUACAAUGUAUUGUGAAUGCGGCCGAAGACAGGACCAAACUCGUGGUCGGAGGCGACGGCCGAUACCAUAACAGUCAUGUCGUGCAGACAAUUAUAGCCAUUUGUGCGGCCAAUCAUGUAAAGCAUGUAAUCGUUGGCCAAAACGGCAUUUUGUCGACUCCGGCCGUAUCGGCGCUCAUUAGGAAACGGCAAACAAACGGUGGCAUUAUAUUGACGGCCAGUCACAACCCGGGCGGACCUAAUGGCGACUUUGGCAUCAAAUUCAACACAUCCAAUGGCGGACCGGCGCCCGAAUCGGUCACAAACCAGAUCUACGAAUUGACCAAAAGUGUGACCCAAUACCAGAUCGUAAAGGACUUGAAAGUGGAUGUCUCCAAACUCGGUGUUCAGACAUUUGACGUUUCGGGCAAUCAGUUUACGGUCGAAGUCGUCGAUCCCGUCGACGAUUACUUGCAACUAAUGAAAGAGAUAUUUGAUUUCAAUGCAAUCAAA
Medioppia subpectinata is the source of this 729-nucleotide messenger RNA. Lineage: Eukaryota; Metazoa; Arthropoda; Arachnida; Sarcoptiformes; Oppiidae. The record is from the annotation of a GenBank genome assembly.